This is a messenger RNA of Geodia barretti, 4845 nucleotides long. Lineage: Eukaryota; Metazoa; Porifera; Demospongiae; Tetractinellida; Geodiidae. The record is from the annotation of a GenBank genome assembly.
CAAGGCAUUUUCUGAUGUACACACACAAUGUGUUCUGUCUUAAUAGCUGUAUCCAGCUGCAGUGUCUCGUCUCCAGGAUACCACUCUGAGCAAACAGAGAGCAGCAGAGAGAGUGCGGCUCCUUAUACAGGUUAUCCCAUCCAACCCCAUCUUUCCCCUAGGAUCUGGGACAUUCUACACGAAUCUUGUGUGUCAUAUUCAUCGUAUGCUUCGAGAGAGAGAGAAAGUCUAUCAGGAUGAUGACUGGGUCCUCAAAGAAGCCAUGGACAUGCACAACUUGCAGACAGGAGGAACUUUCAUGAAUGCUCUCACCAGAAAAUUAGACGACAUUAUUACUCCACGUCUAGCAGAGAUUAUUGCCUUUGUGGACAGGGGUUGUAAUCUGAGUCUACUGCAGCCUACAAACAGUCCUCUUUCUCAGUUCUGGCUUAUGGUAUUUGCUUGUAAGAGGGCAGAAGAAGCACUAAAGUACACUGACAUGGUUGGGGGUCAAAAAGUUAAUGUGAAUCCUGAUAACACUAAUUGUGCGUUUCCCUUUUCCUGGCUGGUGAGGGAGCUAGUGGAUUCUCAUUGGGACAGUGCACAGAGCACUGGAGGUUCCCAUAAACAGCUAAUGCACAAGCAGUUGUGUUCAUUAGUGGCAGACAGUCCUUUGGGAGAGGUUCUGCAGAGUAUCCAGGAUGAAGAGCAAUGUGAAGAGCUCUACCAAAGAUAUGUUCAUGACUUUGUGCGCAGUGUGCAUAACUGUACUCACAAAAACGAAAGAGAUAGUCAAAUGUGAAUACCAGUUGAUCCAAGGCAGUCUGCACAGCCUAAUUAUAAGGAGCCCAGACUUUGGCAUAGUGGGCGGAGGUGUGUCGCUGAUUGGUCGGAUUGCAGCAGUACAUGUGGUGUACAGAGAAUGUUGUGAAUGUAUCUACUGGUUUGGACAGCUCACAUCCCACAGUCCCGGUGUUCUAGAAGGUCUGGUUCAAUCAGUUGGAGAGACAACUGGCAUCGAUAACUGUAUGGUGCUACACCUAUAUGCGUUGGAGAAGGUUCUUAAUGGACUUGAGCCCCCAAUCAAGGCAAAAAGGUUGUCGCAGUAUUCCGAUGACAAGUCUCUUAGAGUGUGGCUCAGCUAUGUCAGGGAAGUUAGCAAUGCCAUUGAGUCCACACUCAGUCUGUCCAGUCAACACCCUCUUGCACUUAAAGCAAGCCUUCAAUGGCAGAAGAUCAGAGCCAUUCAGAUAUUUAGUGAAAAUGUUCUUUUAAACCAUUCAAACAUGGUGGUCUAUGCCAGACAGCUCUACUUGGCUUUGCGCAGUGAAAGUGAUUUCUUAGUCUGCUCAACUGUAGUAAAAGUGAAAAGAGUACUAAACAUCAUGCAAGGAAACUUGAAAACUAAAUUAAAGAGUAAAGAGGAGAAGAAACUACUGGCUAACGUUAGGAAGAGUUGUACAAACUUUUUCAUCGAGGUGGUGUCUACUUUGUGCUUUGGACAAUCCAGUGCUCCUGAAGAUAAACUUAUUAUUAUGCUUCUGGACAUUGUCUUCACAGAGCAAAUGGUAGUAGAUGAGGGUGAGGAAGGAGGGAAAGGGAAACGAGGAACCAGAAAUCUUACUCCGUUCAAGGAUGAAAGUGGAGAUAAACAGCCAAUUAUCCGAUCAUUCCUUCUCCAACUACUCCUGGAACACGACACUGAAAACGUUAAAAACCAUUUGAAGUCCUUCUUUAACAGAUGUCAGCAGGCCCUGGUUAGAGGCACGGGAGUGGACCAAGAACUGAGCCUACUCUGUACCCAGUGCUUUGAGAAUGCUACUUACAAAGACUUCUGCUGUCUCUCCUUGGAGAAUAAGAUUAAGGCCAUUUUGGAGAAAAAUUUAUUGACAUCAGCGACAGACACUUUGGCCCAUUCAGCUGGUCUCACAGAGCACACCAUUUCAUUGGAGGCGUUGGAAAGUGUGGCUAAAAUGCGCUGUUGUCUCCUUGUGGUUGCAGAACUCUUGCAACUACGAGUUAAUCAGCAGGGUCAUUCACAAUUUUUGUAUGGCCGUAUGGUGCAACAAUUAUUGGAGGAAACUAGGCUGGCAUGUACUGAAAGCAAAGUCAACACCAUUGAUACUACUGGGAUGUUUGACACAACUGGCCCUAUAGUAUACUUACUGAAGCUACUAGUAUACCAGGGAGGCUUUUCAUGCGUAAAAAAGAUUACAAAGGACCAGCAAUGGAUGAUCCCCAAAGAAUUUGAACAAGAUAGGGAGCAAAAUACUCUGGAUCCAUUCGUGAUGUACAACCCAAUCUAUGGUGUUAUCAGAGAAGAGAUGAGUGCUGCAGCUUUUGGCAGAGACUAUAAAGAGCUGGAGGAACAUGCUACAGCCUUGCACCCUCAGGAGUGUGUGCCUUUAUUACUGAGUGUGUAUGAAGUGUAUACCAUGAGCAGGGCUUCCACAAACAUUGCUAUGCAAUUACUACCAGAGACGACUGAGAAAAUAAAUGAAAUUAUCCUGAACUGCAAAGCCCUUUCCAGAGAUAUGAAAGUGGUGGCUAGAAAGUUGGUUUCUAAUGCUCAAGGGGGUCCUCUUGCAGCCCUGCAAGUCACUGCUAAUCAGCCCAUGUUCCAGCAGACACUGGGAGCACUAGUAGUGCAUGCAGUGGCAGUGCUCAUCAGUAGGAGCAGUCUUGACCUUCUCUGCCCUUUUGUAACCCUCUUUAAGCCCCUGGGAGUAUGGCGAAUUGCUACUUGCCCACAAUGGCAGAGGAUAUGCUUCCAGAGGCAAGAAGAAUCAUUACUGGAGGACAAUUUUAUGAAUGUCCAAAUGGCCAUCCAUACUUUGUUGGAGAGUGUGGCCGGCCAUUUCAGCAGGCAAACUGUAUGACUUGUGGUUCAGUUAUAGGAGGGACAAACCAUACAUCUGCUGCCAACAACAGAACAGCAAGAAUAACUGAUGCCACUGAAAGUGGCCAUUGUCUAGGCCAUCCCACAACACGUAGCAACGUCCCAUCACCAGAGCGUUCGCUCUCUCCUGUUGCCUGCUGCAUUAUUAGAGCUAUAAUGCACAGUGCUCUGGUGUGGGUCAGCUGCAAUGACGACAGUGCCACUGGAGGACUGGUGGAACUUGUCAAGUCAGGUCUGGCCAGUCCACAGGAGCUCCCUGAGUUCUUCUGGGGUCACCUGGAGAGAGAUCUGCAGCUCCUGGCCACGGCUCUCGGGAGGAACCACGAGGAUGCUGCCAUUGUGGUUCAUCUUGUUCUGAUGAACAUAGUCAACAUCACACCUCCCAGUUCUACUAUUCUUCUGAGGACUCUUGGAAAAAGAGAUGUCCGCAGUCAGUGGGAAAACCAUUUCAAUGGGCUGUACAUCAACCCUGUUCUUGAGAAGUAAUGACCUUGUGUGAGGUGAACUCGAAGAAACUUUUAUUGUGUCCAGAGCAUGACCCCCUCUACUAUCUGGUUUAUGAGCGUGCACCUAUGGUGAAGGAUAGUCUGGAGCCUCAUCUCUGGGGCUACAGACCUCGCAUCACACUGGAACAUCUCACCAGAUACUUGCAGCAGCAGAAGAAGUUUCCUAUUCUGGAAGAGUUCCUCAAGAAUGAGCCAGUGCUACAAGCAACUCAGUAUAUUCCUGAUAUUGUAAGACUGCAGAAACAACUGUUUGAUGAAUUACACCACCGCAUCAACCACAAGGUUGCACAUACUGUGUCGAUACACGACUUCAUUUUGAGACAACACACUAGUAUGUCAGUCUUCUUCAAAGCCGUUGAUGUUACUACACUGCAUUUUUUCAGAGAGUGUACAGAGUCAGUAUCUGGAAAUGGUAUCCAGUGUACAAAACGCCUGGGCUCUUGUCCGAGACCAAUUGAAGGAUCAUGGGCACUUGAAAGUUGAUGAGAAGUACCUUCAGGAGCAUCUGGGGCUCGAUACAACCCUUGAGUAUUUCAUUCCUACUACCACUGGUCCAGGGGCGUGCACAUUCUCACUGCUUCAUUAUCUCUGCUAUGUUCACAACAACUACAUUGACUGGUGUCGAGCCAAGAGCAACACCAGGUCAUGGCGAGAGCACAAGAUACAGCUGGCCCACAUCCACAAGUGCCACCUCCUGGACUACCAGAGCCAGCUCCAGUCCAUCCUUCUCUCCCACUGCCACUACUCCCUUCGUGUGGGCCAGAGUCAAGAGGUCUCUAUGACCUCCCAGCUCUGGAGAAAUGUAUCCUGGACCGCUUUGUCCAUGGGAAACCUACUAUUCUGGUCGAUAUCCCUCAUGUCAACUACCAGGAGGACAUCUACACUGCAUCAGCAUUUGCUGCUGUGAGGAAGAACACGGCACCACAGAGGAAGCUGCAGCAGAGAGUGCAGCUAGACAUCUUACGGGAGUUGAGAUCUCCUGACAAGCUGCGAAAGUCUCUAGAUGUUGUGGAGAUAGUGAUCGGUUUCCUCACAUCAGGAGGAGGGAAACCAAAGACUAGGCUACUCUCUUACCUCAGGAAAUUAAAGAUGGAGAAAAGGUCCUUCAGUGAGAAAGCCAAGCAACACUGUAAUUUGGAGCAUAUUCUGUCCCUGUGGUCCACUUUGUCAGUUGGCUUAGCACGAACUAUCACACUCAGUGGCCAGCAACUGUAAUCUCUUAGGAGCCAUUCCAUACUUUGAACUACGAGUUGCUAGUGCCACUGUCACCAGCCCAGUGCCAACAUCUGGACAGAGCUCUUCCCAAGGUUGACCUGUCAGCUCUGCUGGGAACACUGUAUGAGUUCAUUGAGACCUUCAUCAGACACAUUGACUUAAACAACAAGGAGUGGGGGUAAGGACUAGUACAUUCAUUAAAAUCACACACAAUUGUUGCAAGGAGAAAGCAGGACAGGUCUUGAU